Aethina tumida (small hive beetle) is the source of this 3100-nucleotide messenger RNA. It is a transcript of the gene Usp12-46, whose product is annotated as ubiquitin carboxyl-terminal hydrolase 46. The transcript has 7 exons. Lineage: Eukaryota; Metazoa; Arthropoda; Insecta; Coleoptera; Nitidulidae. Gene Ontology annotation, biological process: protein deubiquitination. Bases 310 to 1392 code for a protein of 360 amino acids. Gene Ontology annotation, molecular function: cysteine-type endopeptidase activity; cysteine-type deubiquitinase activity. Gene Ontology annotation, cellular component: cytosol; nucleus. The record is from RefSeq and is a predicted model, not a curated record.
AUAUUUAGAAUUUUCGCUUUGUUAAUAUGUAAAACUUAAAAAGAAUACCUUCCAUACGAUUUAAUAUGUACAAUUUAACCCCACAACAUUUUUCCGGUCAGUUUUGCACUUUUAUUCACCAAUCGAAUAUUAGUCCCUCUCUCUCUUACACAUCAUUCCCGUUUCUUCCGUCAAAAUAAUUUUCAAAUAGUUUUUGUUAUCAUGGGUUAUUUUAGAGCUGUCAAAAUGCGAUAAUGGGGAAGUUUAGUGUGUUAAUUGUGUUAUUUUCACACAUUUUUAACUUAAACGUUAUGGAUUAGCUGUUAAAAUAUGGGUGCGAAUAUAUCCCAAUUAGAGAGAGAUAUUGGAUCUGAACAAUUCCCCUCUAACGAACACUACUUUGGAUUAGUAAAUUUUGGAAAUACAUGCUACAGCAAUUCAGUUUUGCAAGCCUUGUAUUUUUGCAAGCCUUUUCGUGACAAGGUGUUAGAGUACAAAGCCAAGAACAAGAGGACUAAAGAGACACUUCUUACAUGUCUGGCAGACCUUUUUUACAGUAUUGCAACGCAGAAAAAGAAAGUAGGAUCUAUUGCACCAAAAAAGUUUAUAGCAAGGCUACGAAAAGAAAAAGAGGAGUUUGAUAAUUAUAUGCAACAAGAUGCACAUGAGUUUCUAAAUUUCUUAAUAAAUCAUAUUAGUGAGAUAAUAUUAGCAGAGAGACAACAAAACUCCACAACUAACAAUGUUAAUAAAUCAAAGACAACUGGUGAGAAUGGAACAACACACACACCUCCUGAACCCACCUGGGUGCACGAAAUUUUCCAGGGCAUUUUGACGAGCGAGACACGUUGUCUAAACUGCGAGAACGUGAGCAGCAAGGACGAGGACUUCAUCGAUCUGCAGGUGGACAUUGAGCAGAACACUUCUAUCACGCACUGCCUGCGCUGUUACAGCAGCACCGAGACUCUGUGCAGCGACAACAAGUUCAAGUGCGACAAUUGUUCGUCCUACCAGGAGGCGCAGAAGCGGAUGCGCGUCAAAAAAUUGCCGGUGAUCCUGGCGCUCCAUUUGAAGCGGUUUAAGUACGUUGAACAGUACAACAGACACAUCAAGGUCUCGCAUCGUGUCGUGUUCCCGCUGGAGUUGAGACUUUUCAACACGUCUGAUGAUGCCGUUAAUCCUGAUAGAUUAUACGACUUAGUAGCUGUUGUGAUACAUUGCGGAAGCGGGCCUAAUAGGGGCCACUAUAUUAGUAUAGUCAAGAGCCAUGGCUUCUGGCUCCUCUUUGAUGACGACCAAGUCGACAAAAUUGACGCUUCUACGAUAGAAGACUUUUACGGCCUCACAUCGGACACGCAGAAGUCGUCCGAGACCGGUUACAUCUUGUUCUACCAGAGCCGUGAGCACUUAUGAGGUGGACCUUUUUCCGCGACUUGCCUUAUUAGAACACUUACCAAACACCUAAACAGAAAAUAACCUACAGACAGAAAACCACUCAUUCACAUUCGCGUGCGCAACGGCCGCCUGCAAUCGAUUCAAGUGGGCGGUUCAUAAAGAGAGAGUCUAGACUGCGCGCCGUGCCGUUUUUAUUUUUCACAUACACACACGUUUCUCCCAAAUAAAGCCUCUCUCGUUCGCGGUUCCGCUAUUGAACCUCGCGACGACGAAUGAACGAAUGAAUGAGCGGCGUCGCGUGCACUGGAUAGAACGUUUUUGUAGUUUCUAGGACCUAGUAAUAUGUGCGAUUUGUUUGUCGUAGUAAUUUGUAAUAUUUACAAACUACAAACAGUAUUACUAGAGUAAUUAAUACAGUUUUCUCAACUGUAAAAUUAUUAUGCAGAACUGACUGAUACGCAUUUUUUUAUUAGAUGACAGAAAAUCGUAAUAUAUACCACCUUAGAUUUAAGUUUAGAAGGAAGCAUUAUUAAGACAUGCCCAAAACAGAUUUACUUGAGCUUAUUUUUACUCUUUCAUUUCUCUUUAUAUUUCUCUUUAUUAACUUUAUUUAAUUAUAUAUUGUUUCUUAAUUUUGAACCGUUAUAUCCAGUGCAUAAAACGUUUGCCUGUUAAAAGCAAUGUGUAUAUAUACUUAAAGAAGCUGAUUUAAUUUAUUAGUUUGUUUUUUCUUGUUACUGUCUGAUUAAGAAGACACCUACGGUUUAUAUAUUAAAUCUGGUUGGUAUUUAUAUACAAGGAACGAUUUUCUAAAUGUAAGUUUUUUUAAAAAACGAUAAGUUUCAAAUUUAAUUUUAUUAUGCUCGAUGUUAAAUUAAUUUUCCGUACUAAACAUUGUAGCUUAAAUACCAAUCAAAUAAUUUUUAAUCGAUUUUUGAUAAAGUUGGAAAACUGAACGUUAUUAAGAAUUCGUUAAUUGCCUAAUUUUUUUUGCGACAUGUCCAUUUCCCCAUAGUGUUCACAUUUAUUUUCAAUUAAUGUCUAAGAUAGUAGCGUUUUAUAAAUUAACAAAUAUUAUUCACUGCUGUUAAAAAUGUAUAUAUAUAUAUAUAUAUAUAUAUAUAUAUAUAUAUAUAUAUAUAUAUAUAUAUAUUUUUCUUAAAUUAAUACAUUGAUACUUGGAAGAAUCUGGAACAAGAGGGAAAUGGACGAAAAUGUGCAAGCAAAAAGUCAAAAGCAAAUACAUAGUGUGUGGCCAUAUCACGAGCCCUUCUGAAUUCGACAUACGAAUGGUGGAACAAAUCGAGUAUCAGAAUUAAUUUAUUUUUAUAUUUAUACAUCCCCAGUUUGAUCUUUGUUGAUUAAUUUAUUGUGAAUCAAAAUUUAGAGGCUGUCAAAUGAAUUUUAGUUUUGGGGUUGUUAUAUUUCUCCAAAAUGUUUUUGACUGCGGUGAAUUUUACUUGUUAUUUCUGUGUUCGUUUACGUUUACUAUUAUGAGUCGUAAACGAAUUGAAGCCCUAAAAUUAGUUGAUUUAAGCGAAAUGAAAUCAUAUAAUUUGAUAUUUCAUUAUGUGUUAAUAAGUAAAAUUCACAGUAUUAAUUAAUGAUGUAUAUGACAUCUUUCUAUAAAUCAUUGUUCAAAAUAAUUAGAGCAUUAUUUAAUAUUACUGCUAAGCAGAUUUUAUUUUGUAAAUAUUCGUUAGAUAUAACAAAAAAAUAAAAUAUU